Molecule: messenger RNA, 3876 nt
Organism: Macrobrachium nipponense
Lineage: Eukaryota; Metazoa; Arthropoda; Malacostraca; Decapoda; Palaemonidae
Product: MAM and LDL-receptor class A domain-containing protein 1-like
Cellular component (GO): membrane
Source: RefSeq, a predicted model, not a curated record
ACGGCGGACAGACGUGUUGCGGGACGUCCCAGUACUGAGGUCUAGGCGCUAAUUUACCUGAGGCACGCGUGCUUUGGACGCUAUUUUCCUCGUGGACGAUAUUCGAAGUUGCCGACAGGAUGAAAACGGUCGUCCUCCUGGCAUUCAUUUUGGCGGUGACGCGAGUGAGCGCCUCCAUUCUCCAUCCCGUCCUGCCGUCCAUUCUUCUGUCGACGGAUGACCAUGAUGGGAAGGAAGCCACAAAUGAGGAGACAGACAGUGAUUCUGUGCUGGUCCGACACAAACGUCAGGAUGCUGCGGCUGAAGAAGGUGCGAGUGCCAUUCCUGAUGUCCCUUCCAGUGGAGGAUCCUUAGAUAUUCCUCCACCCUUAGAGCAGGAUCCCUCAUUAUCUCCAACACUGCCACCAAUACCAGAGCCCAAAGCACCAACUGAAGCACCUCUCGUUACUGAGAGGCUGACUGAACCUCCUGAACCAGAGACAGAGAGGCUGUUGCCAACUGUUCAGACUAGUAGCCGCCAACUGGACGGCGAGCCACCAGCUGAAGAGUUGUGUGAAUUUGGUUCGAUGCCUGACGUAAACCUGUGCAAGUGGAGUAACCUUAAUGUUACUCAGCUAAAAUGGAUUGCUUCUGCUGGUCGGAAUGCUUAUUGGUUGGGAGGACCCAAAGACGAUGUCACUUAUGGUGAUGCUUAGGUAAGUGGCUACGCCAUGUUUGAAACCUCUCAAAUUCCCAAGAAGUCAAACCAAGGGCCCACAUUUGAGUCUGCAAUGCUAAUGUCACCAGUUCAAACAUCAACAGGGGCCACUGGCAUGUGUGUUAAGUUUUGGUACUCUAUUUCUGGGUUGAGUCCAAACAGGGUACGGGUGUUACUUCACCCUAUGCCUGCUGACAUGAAGAACGAUGACAAUGUGGCUGAUAUGAUGAUUGAUUAUGAUGGCAGUGGUGAUGUUGUUCUUUGGGAGGCAAGAGACAUGACCAUGGGAACAUGGAAAGAAGGCCAAGUUGUUUAUACCUUUGAUGCCCCACACACAGUGAUCUUUGAAGGAAUCCCUGUAGACAGCAAUGAUCUUAGCAGGAGGUUCCGUGGCUACAUAGCUCUUGACGAGCUGGCCUUCGCUCCAUCUGCUCAGUGUGGAGCAUUUUGCACCUUUGAGGGUGGCACCUGUGGUUGGACCCAAGAUGAUAAAGAUGACUUUGAAUGGACACAGAGCCGAGGUAGUUUAAACCCUUCCACAGGACCACCAAGAGAUCGUUCUUCUUUUGCAAACAAUGGAAUGAUGGGUGGCUAUGCUUUUAUCGACUCCAGCUACCCCAGAAGGCCUGGAGACAGGGCACGACUGAUGAGCCAGGAGUUCCAAGGGACCAAUCCAGACAGUCCACUCUGCAUGCGGUUCUGGACCCAUAUGUACGGGAACGGAAUCGGAUCGUUACGUGUUAUCAUUUACGACGUCAACAGCAAAAAGGAUGAGGUUAUUUGGAGCAUUACUGGGGAGGCUGGCAAUGCUUGGUACCAAGGUCAGGUCCCCAUCGCUUCACCCACACCCUUCAAGAUUGUUUUUGAAGGUGUCAUUGGCAAUAACAACCUAGGAGAUAUUGCAAUCGAUGACAUAUCUAUAGUGCAAGGAGCAUGCCCAAGUGCUCCCCAAGUAGCUGCUGGGAACAACGGUGAUUGUACUUUUGAAGUAGACGAAUGCGGUUGGACCAAUCCUGGACCGAGGGAGCGUGUGGAUGAAAUGGACUGGGUCCGCUCUGUGGCCGGUGACAACAGAGCUCCAGCCAGAGAUCACACCAUUGGAACUUCCCAAGGUUUUUAUAUGGUGCUUCCAAGGGGGUCUGUUCAGAGAGGCGGUGACCGAGCUUGGCUAGUCUCUGCAUCUAUUCCUGGGAAGGAUGAAGCAAUGUGCAUUGCAUUCUGGUACUUUUUGUAUGAGCCUUUUAUUGAUCCAGCUGGACCUUCUCUGGGAUCCCUGACGCUUUACGCUCAGUAUAUUGAUGAUAAGCAAAUGCCAGUUCUGGAACCAGUUUGGUCUCUGAAAAAUCCAGGUCCUAACUGGCUUUAUGGCCAAGCUAAGGUUAAGAGCAAGAAAGACUUCCAGCUGGCAUUUGAGGGGAUGUGGGGCAGCAGUCGAGGCAAUGGAUACAUGGCUCUAGAUGAUAUUACUCUCUUCAUGGGUGACUGUUCAACAAUGCCUACAAAAGCUACAACAAUGCCCCUUGACUGCGAUUUCCAGCGAAGUGUUUGUCAGUGGACAAAUACUACGACGGACUCUGAUUUCAGGUGGACCACUGCUUCCAUCUCGAGACGCCCAGCCAAUCUGCCAGACCAUACUUUUAGUGGCCCAGUUGGUUAUGCCUACUUCGAUGUAUUCAAUCAAAAUGCGCGUCCUCAAACUCUUACUUUUAUGUCACCACCGAUGGAAAAGCCUGCUGAUAACCAACCUAUGUGCUUGACUUUCUGGUUUGCUUACUUUGGAGCGGGAGAUACAACCCAGCUGAAGGUCCAUCUUGAACCGUAUGACAAGAACGCCGAAGAAGGCAAGCAGGGUGGUACUCCUACGGAGUUGUGGUCUCUGGAAGCUUUAAACAUUGGAACACAAAGACCAGACUGGAGUUUUGGACAAGUGAAAGUGAUGCCUACAGGAAGCUACAGAGUAUCCUUUGUAGGUAUGGCAAGUAAUGGUGGUUUUGCCAUUGAUGACGUGAAGGCUUACCAAGGAGAUUGUCAAACUCGUCCAACAACUGCUGCACCCACUAAAGACGGAGGAAAAGACAGCGGUACCAGCGAUACUGGGACAAAUGAGAGUGACAAUCCACUUAUUGGACCAAAUUAGUCAUGAUGAGGUGUGUGGAGAAUGAAGAUUACAACUGAUGAAAAAUGUGCUAUGUGCUCAGGUGCAUCGGUUGAAUCCAGAUAAUUUUUGCAUUCCAGUAGUUUGACGAUGUUCCUAGGCAUAUUGCUCGUUUGAUAUUUAUUCAACGGAAAAUACUAUUUUUGGAUUUCAAACUCGUGCAUCAAAGCUUGCUGUCUAUACAGGCCAUUUCAGAAUAUUUGAACAGCAACUGAUAUUCACACUGGUCAUUUAUUUGCUAUAUUUUCAGAGCCUAAAUGUACAGUUGUUAUGAAACGUUUUACGGGGAUGCUGCAUUAGCAAUGAGAUGCUGCACAAUUUAAAGUAUCAAAGAAAACAGGAUGAUAUAAUGAGCGCUAGUCUAGUACCAGUUAUGUCAUGAACAUGUACAGUAUUCUUUAGUCUGAAUUUUACUAUUGGUUUUGUACCAGUUGUAUAUUUAGGACAAUGGAAACUGUGCCUUUAUAUGUUUUGUUUGAGAAAAAAUUCCAAAUAGUACAAUAUCUAUUAAACUUGUAAGUAUGGGAGCUUUAAUGUUAAUCUAAUAGUAGAUGCUAUGGCACAAAGUGUCCCUUUUAAUUAACUAUGUAGGAAACUAUUUAUCUGGUUGCACAAAGCAAGACUUAAUAAUUAUUUGUCAACUAGCAAGCACUCGGAUUUCAUGGAACUGAGCUUAAAGGAUCCUACGUAUCUCAGAUUUCAUGAAUAUUUUGAAAAGUUUUUAUAUUCUUAUGCCAUAAAUUAAUUUUCUAGAACUGAAGCAGUAUACAGAAAUAUAUAAUAUGUGACAACAGAUUUUAAAGUUUAGGAGCAGAUCAACCGGUGGUUGUUCAUGAAGUGGAUGAACUGGAACAAUCAUAUGGGCACUUUCCUUUCACUCUUUCCCAGAAGGUAAAAGCUAUUCAGCAAUUUGUGAACUUUUGCAUCUUAAACCUUUCAACGGUAGUUCUUUAUUUAAUAUGUCUAGAAUUUUGAAUGUGUAGAUAUCAUUUAAAAUUUUUUCAAUGGUAAUAGUUUAUAUAUA